Molecule: messenger RNA, 6875 nt
Organism: Ochotona curzoniae (black-lipped pika)
Lineage: Eukaryota; Metazoa; Chordata; Mammalia; Lagomorpha; Ochotonidae
Gene: IRAG1
Product: inositol 1,4,5-triphosphate receptor associated 1
Source: RefSeq, a predicted model, not a curated record
CUCAAUUUCCCAGGCCCUUCUCUCUGGUAAUCCUAAGGGUUUAAGGUGGGGUAGCCCCUGCUUCCAAAUCCCUGGGACAGGAAGCAGUGCCGGCUUCUCCUGGCCCUGGGCCAGGGUUGUAUCCAGACCCACAGGCUUGCUUGCAGACUCGGAACUGGGAGGCAGAUCUGCAGAAUCCUCUUCAUUCCUGCCUGGCCUGGACCGUGUCUGGCUGAAUGGGCUGCCCAGGGACCCUACCAUCUGCUACAGGGACCCUAGGAGUAAGGUCCCAGGGUGAGGCGCUGCCUUGCUGCAGGCUUAGCCUGCCCUGACUACUCUGAGACUGACUGGUCAGUGUCUUCAGCCCAUCAGCUCCUUGCGCCAGGCCAGAGGGGGCUCCCAGAGGAACUGUGCUCUAAGUCCCAGCCCCUCUUGGAGGAGGAGGCGGGCGGCCAAGGCUCUGCAGCCAGAGGCUGCUCAGCUCAGAGCUCCGGAGCCAGAUGUAACAUUGACCUUAAAUGGUAAAAGCUCCCCAGAGUGAAGAGAGGCUGGCCAGAGGAGGAAAGGGGAAUAACUCAGUUUUAGCCUGCGGAGCCCAGGCCUCUCGGAACACCUUGGGGGCUGACGCAGCGGAGGUUCCUGGGCACACGCGUGGCCGCUCCCGCCCGGAGGUUGCCAUGCCCCACAUUCCCGAGGACGAGGAGCCCCCCGGAGAGGCAGCCCAGAGCCCUGCCGGCCAAGGCCCUCCAUCCGUAGGCCCUUCGCACAGUCCACCCACGAUCGUCCUGACGGGGGAGGUCAGUUCACUGGAAGGAGAGUGUGACAGGAAUCUGGCCAACAGAGCGCACAGUCCCCAGCGGAGGCUCUCCCACCGCCACCUGAAGGUUUCCACUGCUCCGCUGACUUCUCUGGACCCUGCGGGGCACGUCAUCGACCUCGUCAAUGACCAGCUGCCUGACAUCAGCAUCUCAGAGGAGGACAAGAAGAAAAACCUGGCGCUACUGGAGGAGGCCAAGUCGGUGAGCGAGCGCUUCCUGACACGGCGUGGGAGGAAGUCCAGGAGCAGCCCCGGAGACUCCCCGUCCUCGGCUGCGUCGCCAAGCCUCAGCCCCGGAGCUUCUCCCGCAUCGUCUCGUAGCAACUCCCUCACUGUCCCCACCCCGCCAGGUUUGGAUGUGUGCGGUGGCCCACCGUCCCUUGUGCCCGGAGCGCCAGUCCAGAAGGGAGAUGAGUCCGAUGUCUCUCCAGCUCCCCCUGGCGAGCCUAAUAUCCCCAAAGGGCUAGCUGACCGGAAGCAGAAUGACCAGAGGAAAGUGUCCCAGGGCAAGCUGGGCCCCCGCUCUCCUACAGUCGACAAGUCCAAAGAGCUGGCCAUAGAACAAAAAGAAAAUUUCGAUCCACUCCAGCAUCCCGAGACCACGCCCAAGGGCCCAGCUUCUGUCCCAAGCAGUGGCGGGAAAAUGGCCCUGAACAGCCCCUUGCCGGGCCCUGUGGAGGGGGAGCUGGGAAAGCCGCUGCAGAAGCUGGCCAGGGAGAGCAGCCCCCUGCCCCGAAGUCCAGCUCCAGGCCCUGCAGGGCCAGCUCCCCCAGCCUCCCAGGGAGCAGGUUCACCUUCAGAGCCCACAGGGACCAAGGUGGGCUCCAAAACUGAACCACGGUCCCCUGUGUCGCGGCCCCCUCUGCUACGAGGGGUCUCCUGGGACAGUGGCCCUGAAGAGCCGGGGCCCCGGCUGCAAAAAGUGCUUGCCAAGCUGCCGCUGGCAGAGGAGGAGAGGCGUUUUGCAGGCAAGCUAGCCAAGGCGCCAGGACUCAAAGACUUCCAGAUUCAAGUGCAGCCUGUGCGGAUGCAGAAACUGACCAAGCUCCGUGAGGAGCACAUCCUGAUGAGAAACCAGAACCUGGUGGGUCUCAAGCUCCCAGAACUCCGAGAAGCUGCUGAGCAGGAGAAAGGGCCCGCUUCUGAACUCUCGCCAGCUAUUGAGGAAGAGGAGUCAAAGGGUGGCCUGGAGGUCAUGCCCAACAUUUCUGACAUUCUGCUGCGCAAACUGCGAGUCCACAAGUCUCUUCCUGGAAGUGCCCCUCCACUCACUGAAAAGGAAGUUGAGAACGUGUUUGUACAACUGUCCUUGGCCUUUAGAAAUGACAGCUACACUCUGGAAGCCAGAAUUAACCAGGCUGAAAGGGAACGCAACCUGACAGAAGAGAACACUGAGAAGGAACUGGAAAACUUCAAAGCGUCCAUUACGUCCUCAGCAUCACUGUGGCACCACUGUGAGCACCGGGAGACCUACCAGAAGCUGCUGGAGGACAUUGCCGUCCUACAUCGCUUGGCCGCCCGCCUCUCCAGCCGAGCCGAGGCCGUGGGGGCUGUGCGCCAGGAGAAGCGUAUGUCGAAAGCAACAGAAGUAAUGAUGCAGUACGUGGAGAAUCUGAAGAGGACAUAUGAGAAGGACCAUGCAGAGCUCAUGGAGUUUAAAAAACUUGCAAAUCAGAAUUCAAGCCGCAGCUGUGGCCCCUCUGAAGAUGGGGUUCCCCGCACGGCGCGAUCCAUGUCCCUCACAAUGGGAAAGAAUAUGCCCCGCCGGAGGGUCAGUGUUGCUGUGGUUCCCAAGUUUAAUGCCUUGAAUCUCCCCGGCCAGUCUCCAACCUCCUCCUCCAUUCCCUCCUUACCAGUUCUGUCAGAAUCAACCAAUGGGAAAAGCAACCUGCCUGUUGCCUCCUCACUGCCUGCACUUUUGGAAAAUGGAAAGACAAACGGGGAUCCUGAGUGUGAAGCUUCUGCACCCGUGCCACCCCCAAGCUGCCUGGAGGAGGUGAGCCAAGAGACCAAGUCCAAGGUGGAGGAAGAAGCCUACAACAAGGGGUACCAGGAAGGUCUGAAGAAGACCAAAGAACUUCAAGACCUGAGGGAAGAGGAGGAGGAACAGAAGAGUGAGAGUCCCGAGGAAGCUGAAGAGGUCGAGGGGAGUGAGGAGGAGGAGAAGGACCACAGGCGCAGCAAAUUUGAAGAAUUGGUCCAUUUCUUACAAGUCAUGUAUCCCAAGCUCUGCCAACACUGGCAAGUCAUCUGGAUGAUGGCUGCAGCGAUGUUGGUCUUGACUGUGGUACUCGGGCUCUACAACUCCUAUAACUCUUGUGUGGAGCAGACUGAUGGACCCCUUGGAACAACUUGCUCAGCAGCCCAGAGGGACUCGUGGUGGAGCUCGGGGCUCCAGCAAGAGCAGCCUGCAGAGCAAUAGGGUGCCUGAUCCCCAGCUGCCACCUCGCUCCAGCUCAGCCCUCCGUAUAGUGCAUCAACCCUAUGUGUGGACACACUGGUGUCCAUCCUGUCAAGGAAUGAGGAAGACUGCUUUUCACACUUGACACCCUGUGGAGCUACUCACAGACAGCAACUUGAUGUUCUUGGAGGAUCAACAAAACUGCUCUGGGAAGGCUUCUGGUGGACCAGGAAGUCACUUUCACCAAGGAACAUGAAGCAAAGGGAAGUUCUAACCCUUUGUUCAAAUGGCCAAGCAGAACUAGAACACUGGGGGGACAGACGGAAACUCAUUCUCUUCCCCUUACUUCUCUACAGAGGGUUGUCAGGAAGAAUUAUACUUAACAACUAAUAGUGAUGCUAAGGAUCAGACCUGGAAUUUGGUGAUACAACAUGAAUAUCUUCCCAUUAUCCCAUCUCAUUUGAAUGACUAUCUUUAGGCCUUCCCUUCUCCCCUUGGGAAGAAAUCUUAUCCAUAAGUUUUAUUUUACAGAAGUGGGAAAUGUUUCUCAGAAAAAAAAAAAAAAAACGAACAGGCUGAAUUUAGAUCAGUGCUUGAAAUGAAAUGGGGAGAUGUGAAUUUAUAUGCAUCUGCAAACACAUAACAACAACAAUAACAAAAUGCAUGUGUACAAAGCCAACAGCCCUCCAAAAGUGUGCUCUUGGUGUGUUCUGGAAAAGUAGGAUGCAUGCCAAACCAACCAACAAAUCUUAUUAUGUGUGAGGCAACCACCAAGCACUCAUUGAGAGUUCCAUGAGCUCUCCACACAGGUUGAUGUUUGAAAACCACUAAAGACUCAUAGCUUCCAUGGCAAACUUGCCAGUCUCCAUUUAAAACACCAGUUCUAAGUUGCUGUAUAGCACAGCCCAUUCCCUACUUGUUCUCUCCUUUUGAAGGCAGUUAACCCAUCUCUUAGGUAUGUGAGGAGAAAUGCAGCUUUCAGUCUCAGUCUCCAACUCUAGAUAUGCACCCACAUGUAAGGAGGCCGUUGUGCCUCAGCACUUUAGUUCAAGUGGGAUUUUUCAAUCCUAGCAUGUGUUUCAGGGCAUUCCAAAAUGCUUAGCAUAAACCAAAGGAACACAUCCCAUCUCCAAGUUGACUUCUCUCCCCAUCUUGACAGCCACUGUCUUUGAAUGAAACCUUAUGCUUUGGGAGAGAGGGACUUGGAGUCUGUGUGGGUUUUCUUGUGGUGGUUUUGCUUUUGUUCUUUGUUUUAUUGAUACUGCUUGCUUCCAUGGCUAACCUUCAAACAGAACUUAUUGUGAGCCAACUGUUGUUCUCAGUAUUACAUAGGUAUUAAUUCAUCUAGUUCUUAAAAAAAAAAAAACAAAAGACUAUGAGAUGAACCUUUCUUAUUUUCAGAUAAGGAAAAUGAAGCUCAAAAAAAGUCAAGUAAUUUGCCAAGGACACCCAGAUAGGUAAUCAUGGAGCUGGAAUUCAAACUCAGGUCACCUGGUUGGAGGGGUUGUACUCUUAGCUCCAACACUUCCAUGGCCCUGCCAGUGAUCUCCUAACUGGAUGCCUUACCUUCCAGUCUCACUUCUCCAAGUGGUGCUUCACUUACCCUAAACCAUGUCUGGUUCCCAGCUAAACAGUUUCUCUCAUGGCUCUUCCCUUGAUAGUAGCCCUCCUUCCAGUCUUCUAGUCACUGUUUAGGACCAAGUGCAGAAACCAGUCCCACCACACAGGCUUUGGCAACAUCCUUCCACACUCUGCACUAAGCCCAACCUCAUAGGGAACAACCUGCACUGAGCUUUCUGGCACUAUUGUACCAUUGACCUUUGUCUACAACAUAUUAUAGUAACUCAUUCAUGUAUAUGUGUUCCUGUGCAUUUUUCCUCCAAGACAAGAACCAUGCCUUACCCAUCUCUUGGGGAAGUGGCUAGCAUGGUGGCUCACACUUGGGAGAGUAUCAUUUAAUAUUGAUUUAAAAUACAAGUAAUAUUCAAGAAGGUGGAGAGUAGCCUGGGAACAGCUGACAUUCUUCAUGCUACUAGCAUCAUCAUUGCCCUAAUGUCCAUGAAAAAGUCACUUUUUUUCAGUCUCAGAUUGUUCUAAUAGUCCUCAGCCAUCUUUACAAGACAGCAACAAGGGAUGAUCUCAGAGUAUUCAUUCACCUUAGGGAAGCUUCCCUAGACCAGUCCCUACCUGAAAACAGCUGCUUUACUGGAAGGAGCAUCCUUUACAGUGUGCUGGGACACAGCUGUGAAAGAACCCAUGCAGGGGUGGACCAAGGACGUGCCAUUAAGGUAAAGAGGUACACAGAAGAACAGAAGGACUUUGAGGGCACGGGUGAAUAGUUCACGUGGCCUCUUCCAGAGAUAACCUAAUACAACUUGAAGGAACUUUUACUAUGUGAGACCUUCAGAAUCAAAAGACAGGUUCUCAGUGGAGUUCCAGAGAAGCGACUAUGGGGCAGGCAAGAUACUAGCUGGGCCAUACAGCCUCUGCUCCUCUUUAAAAAGGACCACGCUGAGCUGCACUACCAUGACUUGACCAAAGUGCUCCCACCCUUGUUUCCAGGUGAGACAAAGACCAUGGAAAUAGAUGUGGAGAGCUUCACCUCCUGGUACUCCACAGAGAGGUUUGCUAAAGUACUUCAGACACAAGCCUUUGCCCACACUACUGAGGGAGGUCAGUGAGAGGAGGUGUCUAAAAGGGAGAAGAGUAGCCACAUUUACUGUUGAGUGGCUGAAGAAGUCUUAUCGGUCUAUACAUUCUGGAAAUUAAAAACUCAAUGGGAAGUAAUUGCAGGUGUGCCAAAGCAGUUAUGAAAUGGAAAGGCAUAGGUCAGGUACUUCCGGUGGUCAUGUUGAUCUGAAAAAAUAUUUUCCCCUUAAAUGCACCCUCAGCCUGCCAUUUCUGCUUUGCCUAAGACAUCUGGUUGCCCAAGUUCAGCUUCAGAGUGAUGUGCUGUGUGUGUCAUUGCAGACAUCAUCACCUCAUAAAAGGAUCUUCACUUUCUGACCACCACAAAGCCCUAUGUAAUGCUCCCCACAUCCAGCCUGACAGAGUACAUGGAGAGAGAGAUGGUGGGUUUGUGUAUCACUGGCUGUCAGUUGUUAAACCUCACACAGGUGUGUCAGUGUUGAACUGUAGAGUGUCACAUGCCUGAUUUUGAAAAUAAAAGCACAUUUCCAAAUCUUUGGCAGAGCCAAAUGCCUCCUCAUUCUAUGGAGUUGAGCCACAGUCUCACUCCACCUUUGAAUUAGGACACUUUGGCCAUUACUCUCCCCCAGAACCAAGUCAGAAGUCCCUGGUUCUUAGGACUUUACGUUAUGGGCCACCACAUGGAGGUGGCUCAUCCCUAAUGUUAGUUUCCUAUACCUUCCUGGCCUAUUAUAUUUGAAGUAAAUUAAGUAUGUUUUCUUGUGAUCAAAUCUUUGCCAAUGUGAUUUGACAGCUUUUUUUUUCUUUUCUGUGCUAGUUUCAGGAGAACAUGUGCGUUCCGAACCUGGUACACUCUCACCCACAAUAAUUCACACCCUCUUUGUGGUCUUCUCUGAUAAAAUCAAAGGGGUUCUGUGGAAGUCUUGGAGGCUUCAGAAAAUGAAUCACUAAAUGAUGCUGUGUUUCUGAAUGGAUAGACACAACAUGAACUGUGAUGAAGGCAAGAAAUAAAAUGUGUGUGUCAAGCCA